GCUUGCUCAAUAUAUGCCCUUCAGUGGAUAAUUUUGACGGACUAAAUAUCUGAUAUAUUUUUCCUGUUUCUCUCACCACCAAUACACUGCCACGAUGCCCUUAGAUGGGCACUCCUACCUGGUCGCCCAAGGAUGGACUGGUACGGGCACCGGACUUCGCCAAGGUUCCCUAUCUCGACCUCUUGCUAUACCUCAAAAGAAGAACCUGGCUGGCGUAGGCAAGGAUCGCGAUGAGGCUUUCCCGUUCUGGGAUCAUUUGUUUUCGGCCGCUGCGAGCGCGAUUCAAGUGAAGCUCUCAGCAGAUGAUGAUGACGAUGAUGAUUCGGGUGGCGACAACGACAGCGCCCCCACACCUAAUCCCGAAUUCAGACGAACGAAAACCGGCAUCCUCUCCAAUCGUCGCCCUCCAACGGGCACACCUGCCGACACCUCUGGAACUUCCACUCCUUCCACCUCUUCCACACCUGGUCCCGGCCCUUCGACUUCGCGUCUCACACUUAUCGCCCUCGCGAAACGCGAAGCCGCCAAACGUAACCUUUACUCUCGAUUCUUUAAAGGCCCGGUGCUUGGACCUGAUGCGGCCAUUGACGUCGAGAUGGUUAAAAGCGAGAUUAAGGGUGGGGAGCAGGUGCAGAUGCAAGUGAUGGAUCACGCUAUAACGAGGAUUGGGGGUACGGAGGGCAAAGAGGAGAGUAAGAAGCGAAAGCGAGAUAAAGUGAAGGUGGAGGAUAGUGAAGGUGCGAAAAGUGUAGAGAUGGACGAGGAGACGCAGAGGAAAGAGAGGCAGCAGCGAAAGGCAGAGAAACGGCAGCUCAAAGAGCAAAAACGGGCAAGAAAAGAGGAGAAGAGGAGACGGAAGGAAGAGAAGGCAAUGGCAGCGGCGAAGGCAGAUGGAGAGGCAAAGGCCAAUUUAGUCGAGGUUACAGAGCCCGAAGUAGAUACAGAGCAGGCCUCUGGUGAAGAAGCGCUCACGAAGGACGAACGAAGGCGACGUCGGAAAGAGAAACGAGCGCAGAAGGAACUUGCUCAGGGACCGUCGGCGAAUGCUCUUGAGGUACCAAGGGCUAGAAAGGCGAAGACUUCGAAGCGAGGUGCGGAGGAAUCGGGAUCCCCACUGGAUAAUGGCGAGCAGGGUUCAGUUGUUGGGAUAGAAGGCGUUGCAGAGUCUGUGAGGAGGAAAAAGAAACGGAAAGUUUCUGACGCUGCAUAACAUUGUCUGUACUCAGUUGUCACCUUGGACGCACCCCGUCCUCCAGGAGAAAAUAU
This is a messenger RNA of Stereum hirsutum FP-91666 SS1, 1266 nucleotides long. RefSeq lists its product as uncharacterized. The transcript is spliced from 3 exons. Lineage: Eukaryota; Fungi; Basidiomycota; Agaricomycetes; Russulales; Stereaceae. The coding region runs from base 95 to 1210 and encodes 371 amino acids. The record is from RefSeq and is a predicted model, not a curated record.